Messenger RNA from Eutrema salsugineum, 1616 nucleotides. Its product is annotated as heptahelical transmembrane protein 4. The coding region runs from base 302 to 1462 and encodes 386 amino acids. Gene Ontology annotation, molecular function: signaling receptor activity. NCBI's taxonomy places the organism in Eukaryota, Viridiplantae, Streptophyta, Magnoliopsida, Brassicales, Brassicaceae. The transcript has 5 exons. The record is from RefSeq and is a predicted model, not a curated record. Gene Ontology annotation, cellular component: membrane.
AAAUAUGUGGUCAUGUAUAUAAAAAUAUCACAACUCGUAAAGAUUGUGGCUUCAGAGCCUCUAUCGUCGUCGAUUUCAUACCGAAACAAGAGGACAACUCUCUGUUGUUGAUAAAAGAACGAAGCUUUAAGAUCUAUUUUGAUCGACUUUUCAUCUACCUCGCGGUGAUUUAAAGAUUUUAAAAGAUUUUAGAGUUUUUUUCUCGUCGGCAUUGAAAUCGAGGGUUUGAGAAUUGAGAUCCGAAGAAGAACAUCUGAAAUUCGUAUCAUUUCUUUGACUUUCCCUUCGAAAUUCAGAGAAGAUGGAUGGUGAGUCAGAGAUCAAGGAACAUUUACAACCCAAAUCUCCAUCUGAAACAAUGGAGAAGAAGCAAAAUCCGAAAGGGAAGAGAUUAUGGCGGAAAGUGAAGUAUCAACUGGUGGAAUAUCACUCAUUGCCUGAUUAUUUGAGAGACAAUGAAUACAUCAUCGGUCAUUACCGAUCCGAAUGGCCAAUCAAACAGAUCCUUCUCAGCACUUUUACAAUCCACAACGAGACCUUGAAUGUUUGGACGCACUUGAUUGGGUUUUUCCUGUUUCUAGCACUCACCAUAUACACAGCCACAAAAGUACCAAGCGUCGUGGAUCUUCACUCUCUUCAACACCGUUUACCCGAUGUGUUGAGGAAAACAGAUCUUCACAAACUUCACUCAGAGCUCAUGUCUCGCCUUCCUUCUAGUCCAUCUAGUUGGCAUGUAAUGGAGCUUCUUUAUAACUGUUUGCCUGAACGAUUCUCUCAUGGCAACUACACCGACAUGUGUGUUCUGCAUUCAGUGAAGGAAGAUCUUGCAAACAUGAUAGCUCCUCUAAUCUUCAGGCCAAUCACUCGAUGGCCGUUUUAUGCAUUUCUAGGCGGCGCGAUGUUCUGUCUAUUAGCAAGCAGCACGUGCCACCUCCUCUCAUGUCACUCAGAGAGAGUCUCCUACAUAAUGCUUAGGCUUGAUUACGCCGGAAUCGCAGCUCUGAUCGCUACUUCCUUCUACCCUCCGGUGUAUUACUCCUUCAUGUGUGAUCCUUUCUUCUGCAACCUCUACUUAGGAUUCAUAACGAUCCUAGGAAUCGCCACUGUUCUUGUCUCGCUCCUCCCCGUUUUCCAAAGCCCGGAGUUUCGGGUCGUGAGGGCCUCUCUGUUUUUCGGGAUGGGAUUCUCUGGCGCGGCUCCGAUUCUGCAUAAGCUGAUCAUCUUUUGGGAUCAGCCAGAAGCGCUUCACACGACAGGUUACGAGAUUUUGAUGGGUUUGCUUUACGGGUUAGGAGCUUUGAUUUAUGCGACUAGGAUUCCAGAGAGAUGGAUGCCUGGGAAAUUCGAUAUAGCUGGACAUAGCCAUCAGUUGUUUCAUGUCCUGGUGGUUGCUGGUGCGUUUACACAUUAUAGAGCCGGGCUUGUGUAUCUUAAGUGGAGAGAUAUUGAAGGAUGCUCAUGAAGAUAAAGGAUUAGGUUUGAAUCUUUGAUGUUUCUGAAUCUUUGUUUGUAGCUUCGUAAAAAGAAUUUGGACUGUGUAAAGUCUAUGUGUAAGCAAAUAUUUCUUGUUAAUUCGGAAUUAAUAUUGGGUCAAAUAAGAGAAUCUUACAAAUCAA